CAGUAAACAUAGAGAGUGCAUUGUGUUUGUAAAGCGAGCUUUUACAGGGAUAGAUAUCCAUUAAAUGACUUCUAUAGCGAGGAAUGCCGAGAAGGUCGCGGUGGUGCAAGAAGUACUUCCGGACGGAUAUAAACACGGUAGAGCCCGACCAUAUUUCUCCACUUUUAGAUCACCAGUGUUGUUAGCCAAAACAGCCAUCAAUAAGGUCGACCAUGUGGCAUUAUAUUUCCUUGUAGUUGUGACGGUUGCCAUUAGAUUCUAUAAUUUCCCAUACCCAAAGCAAGUGGUGUUUGACGAAACUCAUUUUGGAGGGUUUACUCGUGAAUACAUGUAUGGAGAUUUUUUCGUUGAUGUUCAUCCACCGUUGUCCAAGUUGGCAUAUUAUGUGGUGGCAUUAUUCCUGUCAUGGGACGGGGUAUUUGAGUUUGCCAGAAUUGGAGACAAGUAUACUGACGAAGUCCCCUACGUGGCCAUGAGAUUAUUACCCACUCUUUUGGGAGUUUUCACCGUGUUGCUCACUUAUGGAACCUUGAGGGCCUCGGGUUGUCGUUCAUUGGUAGCUCUAUUUGGUCUGUCACUCGUUGCCAUCGAUAACUCCAUGGUGACGCAGUCCAGACUCAUCCUUUUGGAUAGUCCAUUAUUGUUCGGUAUAAGUUUAACAAUGUAUGGAUUUAAGAAAUUUCAAUUGACUGAACCAUUUACAAGAAAAUGGUACAAGUUUUUAAUCUGUACUGGUAUUGGGUUGGGGGUUUCACUUUCAGUGAAAUGUGCCGGGGCCUUCACAGUGGCAACCAUUGGGGCUUUAACCGUUUUAGACUUAUGGUAUUAUUUGGGUGAUUUAGAAGUUUCAGAUUUUACUUGGUUUAAACACGUUAUUGCAAGAAUCUUUGGGUUUAUAAUUAUUCCCUUGACGAUAUAUUUAGGAUCAUUUGCUGCUCAUUUUGCCUUAUUGCCCAAUAAUGGUACUGGUUCAGGUUCAAUGUCCCCAGAUUUCCAAGCUACGUUAUCUGAAGGAGAAAAAAUCGUGAAUAUGCCUGCUCCAGUCUCGUAUGGAAGCAAUAUCUUACUCAAACAUUACGAAUUGGGACAAUAUUUACAUCUGCAUGACGCCAAUUACCAAACUGGAUCGCAAGAACAACAAGUCACUGUGUAUGGCUUUUCACCUGAUUUUAACAAUGAAUGGACCAUUGAAUUAAAGAAUAAGAAUAUAAGAGAGGGUGAUUUACAAAACAAAAUCAGACCUAUACAGGAUGGAGAUACCAUUAGAUUAUUUCAUAGAGGAACCAAAAAGUAUUUACGGGCCAAUGACGUGAGACCACCAAUUUCAGAAAAGGAAUAUAAUAACGAAGUUUCAUGUGCUGGAGAAUGGGACAUGGACCCAGAUGUUAAUUUUGAAUGGAAGGUACGUAUUGUUGCGCAAAUUGACGACAACGAAACCCUGCGGGUUGCUCUCACACAUCUCAGAACCGCCCAAUCGGUAUUCCAACUUAUUCACCAGGGAACCCGAUGUGUACUUCUUAGUCAUAGAGAAAAACUUCCUAAAUAUGCAUUUGAACAGUUUGAAGUGACUUGUGUUAAUGAACCAACAAUCCCAAACACCUUGUGGUACAUUGAAAGUAAUUCUCAUCCAAAAAUGGACAAUAACCCCGAGGUGGAACGAGUUCACUUGAGAAAGUUGACCUUUUGGGAUAAGGUUAAAGAAUACCAUCAAGCAAUGUGGAGAGCAAACAAGGGAUUGACAUCAAGUCAUGACUACGAAUCACUUCCUGAAACAUGGCCAUUUUUGAUGCGUGGAGUUAAAUAUCUUGAUUCUAACGGAGAAGAGAUUUACUACAUGGGUAAUUUGAUGAUCAACUAUGUGGGUUUUUUUAUUGUGUCAUUAAUUCUUGCCAAGAAGGCAUUUUAUCUACUUAAAAUUUCCAAUCCAUUCAAAAUCCCACUGGAACUGUUCGACACAAUCAUUUUCCAUGGUGCCAGUUUCGAUUUCAUUCUUGGAUGGAUAUUGAAUUAUUUACCAUACUUCCACAUGGGUAGACAGUUAUUUUUGCAUCAUUACUUGGUGGCACUCUAUUUCUCGAUACUUUCCACGGCACAGUACUUGGAAUACCAAUAUGCAAAGAGAAGGUACUUGGCCAUCUUAUUGAUGGUUUCCAUUUUUGGAGGAGCGGUUUACUGCUUUGUUCCAUUGAUGCCAAUCAUAUACGGAACUCCAUGGACUUUCGACCAAUGCCAGGCUGCGCGGUUUAUCGGAUCAUGGGACUUUAAUUGUAAAUAGAAAUGCCUUCGCCCCCCUUAAAGUAAAAGAAUAAACAUUUUUAUAAACGUUUUUA
This is a messenger RNA of [Candida] anglica, 2330 nucleotides long. The record is from the annotation of a GenBank genome assembly. Lineage: Eukaryota; Fungi; Ascomycota; Pichiomycetes; Serinales; Debaryomycetaceae.